This is a messenger RNA of Pelagomonas calceolata, 1375 nucleotides long. The record is from the annotation of a GenBank genome assembly. NCBI's taxonomy places the organism in Eukaryota, Pelagophyceae, Pelagomonadales, Pelagomonadaceae.
GGUCGCGGCUAAGUUGCUGCCGUGAGGACGCACCUGAUUACGCGCUCCGUGGUUGUGCGCCCUAGAUAACACGCGCUCGACGCCCUCGCAGCGCACGACCGCAAGCACGUACGCGCUGCCGCGCCGUGACGCACGCAAGGAACGCUAACAGCGCUGCGCCACAGCACAAGCUAUGGCCAAAGCGAAGCCCCAACCAAAGCGCAACACGCGCAGCACGGCGAAACCCGCCGCGAAGGCCGCGCCCAAAAAACGGCCCGCGGCCGCGAAGCCCGCGCCCAAAAAGAAGCCCGCCGCCGCGAAGCCCGCGCCCAAAAAGAAGCCCGCCGCCGCGAAGCCCCCGCCGAAGAAGCGGCCCGCGCGCAAGCCGUCGGCGCGCGCCCGCGAGGCCGAGGAGGCGCCCGCGGAGCGCCUGCGCAAGGCGGCGCGGACCCUCGGGGGCGACGCGGGGCCGCGGACGUCGUCGCGCCCGCGCAAGGCGAGCGCGCGCGCGCGCGAGGCGGCCGAGGACGUGGAGGAAGACGAGCAGCCGGCGCCCAAGAAGAAGGUGCGGAAGCGCGCGACGCAGUGGGCCGGCGUCCCGCCCGUGAACAUCGCGGCGCCGCGGCCGCCCGCCUCGCGGGAGAAGGGCUACUACAAGGAGCGCGCCCUCCAGCGUCUCGGGGAAUUGAUCCCCAAGGCGGUCGAGCCGCCCAAAGAAAUUAAAAAGUACCCCGUCGGGCCGCGCCGCGAGAAGGUGUUGACGCUGAGCGACCUCGAGGCCAAGGGCCUCGUGGGCGUCAAGAAGCCCAUCCUCCCGAAGAGCUGGCUCGCGCACGACGAGGACCUCGUGUUCGACACGGUCGACGUCGUCGUCAAGGCGGAGCCGACCUUCGGCAUGUACCUGAAGAACGUCGACGAGCGCUGCGUCGUGCGCGGCUUCGUCGAAAACGCGGACGCCGUCGAUAAAUUGAAAUGCAACGACGUGCUCAUCGCCGUGGGCAACAUCGACGCGCGCGCCGUCGGCUUCCGGGCGACGCUCGCCAAGCUCGAGAAGUGCUACGACACCGGCGCCGCGGCGCUGCGCGUGGCGCGGCCGCGGCUGCGGAGUGACCUCGUCUUCGAGGCGCGGACGUUCGCGGCGCCGGCCGCGGCGCCGGCGCCCGCGCCGGCGCCCGCGCCGGCUGCCGACGACGACGAGAGCUUCCUGGACCGGCCCGCGCUGCUCGCGCCGGCGCCCGGGCCGGCCCGCGCCGCCGCGGCUCCGGUCCCCGCGGCCCGCGGCGGCCCCGUCGCGCCGGUGCCCGGGCCCGCGCCGGCCGCGCUCCUGCCGGCCAUCGACGACGAGGAGGAGGAGGCCGAGCUCGUCUGCCGGCCGCGGAAGGUCGGCGGCGGAUAA